Bactrocera latifrons is the source of this 546-nucleotide messenger RNA. RefSeq lists its product as uncharacterized. Lineage: Eukaryota; Metazoa; Arthropoda; Insecta; Diptera; Tephritidae. The coding region runs from base 1 to 534 and encodes 177 amino acids. The record is from RefSeq and is a predicted model, not a curated record. The transcript has a single exon.
AUGCAUACAACACUUAAGUUUUAUGUAAGUAUUAUAGCAUACUCACAGGCUAAUGAUGCCACGCAACGCCGGCAUGUCCCGGCGACGAUUCAAAGGCGGCGACAUAGACAACGACAGGAACUCCUGCUGUCGGUCUUCAUCGAUGCUGGUGUUGAAGAUGCGCGUCGUCGGCAAGUAGCCAAUUUGCUGCAGAAAAUCAUCACGAUACGAGAGUUUCGUCGACGAUUGCGACGACGUCAGCGGAAAGUGGGUGGAAUGCGACAUAACACCCACACCACCGACACCACUGCCGCCACCACCGCUCAUGUGCCGAUCAAUGGACGAUUGUUUCUGCAUGGCGGACGUUGGGUGGUGGAAGUGUGUAUGGAAGUGAUGAUGUGUCAAAUAAUUACUGUGACCGCCAAUGCCGGCACCACUACCAACAGCGACGCCGCUGCCGCUGCUGUUACCGCUGUUAAGUGGCGCAAUGAUUUUGUCAUCGAAACUGCGCCGAAAGCUAAAACCUUUAAUUGUGCUGUAAUUGCGAUGGGUUAGCGGUGUUGUGCC